AAUUUUAGUUUAAAAAUGAACGAUUCGAUUUCAUUCCUGUCAUUCAUUCAUCAUCAUCGUCUUAUGUCAAAGUUUCGAUUUUUGAUCCAAGCUGAAUUUUUCGUAAAGUUUUUUUUCCCCGACGAAGAACGAACCAACAAUGUCCACCACCGCUAUUUCAUCAUCGCAAUCAUCGAUUAUUGAAAGUGAUCUACGAAAACUCAUUAGCCAAGCAAAACGAUUACCAUCCGAUGAUUUAGAACCAUGUAAAGAUUGGACCCGUCAGGAAAUUAAACGUGCUCAAAAAUUAUCCGAAAAAAUCAAUUGUUUAAUGAUCAAAUCAUCAACAAUUAUAAGAUCAGAAUUAUUUAAUGAAUCACGUGAUUGUUGUAAUCAUUUAGAUCAAUGGAUAAAACGUUUAGAAAUGAAUUUAAAAUCAACAAAUCAUUCAACAUAUCAUACAUUGGCCGAUUUAGGUAAAGCUAAUCAAACAAAAUGAAAAAAUAUUUUUUCGUUUUGUUUGUAACACAAAUCA
Molecule: messenger RNA, 514 nt
Organism: Dermatophagoides pteronyssinus (European house dust mite)
Lineage: Eukaryota; Metazoa; Arthropoda; Arachnida; Sarcoptiformes; Pyroglyphidae
Source: RefSeq, a predicted model, not a curated record